Molecule: messenger RNA, 1963 nt
Organism: Scatophagus argus
Lineage: Eukaryota; Metazoa; Chordata; Actinopteri; Scatophagidae
Gene: tfb1m
Product: transcription factor B1, mitochondrial
Exons: 8
Coding region: 133-1206 (357 amino acids)
Biological process (GO): transcription initiation at mitochondrial promoter; rRNA methylation
Cellular component (GO): mitochondrial matrix
Molecular function (GO): mitochondrial transcription factor activity; rRNA (adenine-N6,N6-)-dimethyltransferase activity
Source: RefSeq, a predicted model, not a curated record
CCUGCUUGCAUCUGAUUGGUCGAUGUUACCGCUCUCGCAAGCUAACUGGAUACUUGGACGUCAAUUCAAUGACGAAUGCGGAUGUGUCAGGCAGGCAAACAACACCGGUGAGAAACCUUUUUCACCUUAACCAUGGCUGCCUCGCAGAAACUGGCAUCUCUUCGUCUGCCUCCUUUGCCUACUGUAGGAGAACUCAUCAAGCUGUACAACCUGCAAGCUGAGAAACAUCUAUCACAGAACUUUCUGCUGGACUUGAAGCUCACAGACAAAAUAGCGCGUCAGGCGGGCAGUUUGAAGGACGCCCAUGUGUGCGAGGUGGGUCCUGGUCCCGGGGGUCUCACCCGCUCUAUCCUUAAUGCUGGGGUGGCAGACCUGCUUGUGGUAGAGAAGGAUACACGCUUCAUCCCAGGGCUAAAGCUGUUGUCCGAAGCAGCACCAGGGAGGUUAAGGAUUGUCCACGGUGACAUACUUACCUACAGAAUGGACCGAGCAUUCCCAGUAAAUAUCUCUAAACCGUGGGAGGAAGACCCACCAAACCUUCACAUCAUAGGGAAUCUCCCGUUCAACGUCUCGACCCCCCUCAUGAUUAAGUGGCUGGAGAACAUUGCGAACAGAACAGGGCCCUUCACAUACGGACGCACCCGACUCACACUCACUUUCCAGAAAGAGGUUGCAGAGAGGUUGACAGCCAGCACGAGCAGCAAACAGAGGAGCCGUCUUUCUGUUAUGGCUCAGUAUCUCUGCACAGUCCACAAAUGCUUCACCAUCCCUGGACGGGCCUUCGUCCCUAAGCCAAAGGUGGACGUGGAUGUAGUUCAUUUCACCCCUCUGGUUCAGCCCCAGAUCCAGCAACCCUUCAGGCUGGUGGAGAAAGUCGUCAGGAAUGUUUUCCAGUUCCGCAGGAAGCACUGCCAUAAAGGAAUAGAAAAAUUGUUCCCUGAAGGGUGUCGUGUUGAGCUUACACAGGAGAUGAUGCAGAAGGCAGAUGUUGAUCCCACUCUACGUCCGACAGAACUCACCAUAUCGCAGAUCAGGGCCUUAGCGGACGCCUACGCUCAUCUCUGCACUCAUGAGCCGGGUCUCCUCAGCUAUGAAUUCAGAGAGGAGCUCAGGCUGGGACACAUCACCAGGCAAAGUAACGCACCAAAGGACACAUUUAUUGACUCGCCAGCCGGCACACCACCAAGUCCUCAACAACCCUGCUGAAAGGGAAAGCCAAGAGAUAGCCCACUAAUAGCUUCAGUUAGCACAUGGUGACAACAGACUGCUCUUAGCCUUGACAUUUCCACCUGGCACAUGCAUGCAUUUUUAACACACUUUCCCAUGUGUCCAUGGAGCGAUAGGUAGCUCGCAUGAAAUCCUGGGGCAGAGAGGCAAACCACAAGGCACAUAAAGAUCCUGGGUGGGUUGGAUUUGCUCCACAAUUUUGUUCCAGCAUGGCACGACUCAAAGAGUUGUAGAGUUGUGUGUUUUUGGGAGACUAAAGAAAGUAUGCUAGUUACCCAGAAUAGCUCUUUAAGAGUGAAUAUCUCUUUUAUGUCCCAGUUCUUACUUCAGAUCAAACUUGCAUAACACCGUGUCCUGUGGGACCUGAAAGAAAUGUCAGUGUUUUCAGGGUGGUUUAGAGAAUGGGAACAGCAUGGCAGAAUCAUAUCCAGGCCAUUUUUCCUUCCUCUGUGUACUGUAUUGUUUAGUCACUUGGGAGAGCUUAAAGGGAAGAGGAAAGUGGUGGGAAUUUGUCAGCUCCAGAAAGACUCUUGUUGUGUUAAAAGAGGAGUGGAAACCUAUAUUGAAAGAGGGCAACUGAGCCAAAUUUACAUGUUAAAUGUUAAUGGAGGCACUUAUGUCACGCAAAUUUGUUACAUUUCUUGUACACAAUACAGGUCUUAUGACAUAUAUGUUAAAUAAAUCCAAUCCUGGUGUUUUUAUACAUGGUUUUAUAACAAUAAAAGUGUGAUAUUCC